Messenger RNA from Nomia melanderi (Alkali bee), 2291 nucleotides. RefSeq lists its product as uncharacterized. NCBI's taxonomy places the organism in Eukaryota, Metazoa, Arthropoda, Insecta, Hymenoptera, Halictidae. The record is from RefSeq and is a predicted model, not a curated record.
CUUAAGAAGAGGACGCUAUAAUCAGUCUUGAAUAUUUAUAUCCUGUGGUUUGAAAAAAACAGUUACAGGACCGUUUCCGAACCGAUUUUAGUAUUGGUUCUGAAGAACAGGAACCGAACCCGAUAUAUUGAAGAAUAGUUGUGAGUUAUUUUGGUUCUUCGUAAUUGUUUCAAGAACCAGAAACGAUAUCAUAAUUAUUUUCAAUCUUUGUUUAGAAAACAGAGAACAGGAAAACUUUUUUCCUUCCGCCACCAACCAGUCUGAAUUUAAAUACGGGUGUAUUGUCAACCGCCAGUUUCUACCUCGGAAUAAAUUGCGACUGGAAAAUUGUUUGACGAUCAAGUUCAGCGAUUUGUAAAGUUAUUUAAAUUUACAAACAUGAGCAAAACAAAGAGUAAACAAAGGAAUGCAAUGACUCAAACGCGUAAUAAGGAUCCAAUGUUGGAAAUAGCACACUUGCAGGAACAAGUGAGACUUCUUACUCUUGAAAAUGAUCAUUUAAGAAAGUAUAUUGCUGAAGAAGUAACAGCAAUUUCGAAAACCACACCAACCAUUACUGUCACACAUUCUAAUGAUAUAGCUGAGACUCCUAAACCUAUUGAAUCUACACGAACAAAUAUAAAAUCUCAAGGCGAAAGGAAGAAGAGUGCUUCAAUGCGUGGAUGUAAUUGUAAGAAGAAUUGUAGUUCCAAAUUAUGUGGUUGCGCAAAAAAGAAUAUGCCAUGUGGUGAACUAUGUAGAUGUAAAAAUUGUCAGAAUCAGGAGAAAAAUAAUUCAGAACAAAAUAAAGAACAUUUGGAAAACAGUGAAACAGCGAAAGUAAAGAAGGAUAAACAAAUAAUAAACAAAAAUUUUAAAAAUGUUACUGCGCAUAAAAGUGUUUUUAGUCCAGAUACUAAAAUCCACAGUUCAACUCCUAACAUAGAAGAAUAUAAGCUUCCAACUUUACAGUUUGGAAAUUCUAAAAGGCUAACAUUUAGAUCUGAUGAAGAAGAUGAGAUGCAAGAGGAAAGUAAAGAAAACUCUAAACAUCCUAAAAGAAGAGGCAGACUUUCAAAAAACAGUCUUGAAGUAAAUAAUACAAAUACAAGGAAACAGAGAUCCACCUCAAAUGAAGAGAAAAAAAAUCACAGGGAAAAGAACACAGAGGAACAAGGUUUGAGAAGAUCUCGCUCUAAUGAAAUAGGAACUUUAACAGAUGAUAUAUUAAAAGAUAUAGAUAAACGGACAAAUAAAUAUCUUCAAAAUAUAGAACAUGGUAUGGUAACUUUAAGAUCUAAUAGAAGAAAGGAACAUUUAGAUGGGGAUAAACAAGCACAGAAAAAUAAUGCAAGUUCUGAUUCAGGGGAAAUCAAGGAUGUUUCAAUGGAAAAUAAUAAAAAGGAAAUAGCACAACAUUUGUCAAAUGAAACUUCCAAGUCAGUUACUCGAGAAGAAGCAGAGACUUCUAAAAUUCAAAAACACAAUAAAAGUGGAUCUUCGGAAAUAUCUAACGAUAGCUUUAAUCCUAUGAAACCAAGAAAUGAAAUACCAAGAACACCAGUUUCUGGUAACACUAGUAGAAAGACAGGAGAGGAAUCCACAUUUCUCAAAGAAUUCUACCAAGCUGAAAUCGAUUGGGAGAAGUACCAGGCUCAACUUGUAGGAUGUAAUAAUUGUACGAGAAAAUUCCAUCCAGAUAGAAUUAAAAAACAUCAAGCUUGCUGUAAGAAAUUGUGAACUACAAUCUUGAAGUAUAUCCUUUUUUUUAUACACUCUAUACACAUAUAUUAAUCGUCUAUGUGGACAGGUUUAAUGGUAAAGUAAACUUGUUAUAAUUUUAGUCCAUUUAAUAUAAUUAUACCGAUCUAAAUAUAUUGUACAAUAUUUUUUAAAUGGCAACUAAUAUAACAAUAGGCCUACUUACAUAUAGUGUACAUAUAUGAUGAUGGUUAUUAUGUAUAUAUGUACGUAAUUCCUAUGUGCGGGUGGGAAACAUACUCUUUUAUGCACAGAACCACACACGUACGAACCUAUGUAUACCCGUAUUGAAUAUUAGUCAUUAAAAUAUUCCAUAUAUCUUUUCUCUAAAUUUUAUGUAUUAUACAUUUCUAUGAAUUUAAUACUUUUCAAUAUUUUCCUUUUUUUUUGUACACUUUUAUAAAUAUACAAUGCAGGUUUGAGUCAUGUAAUGUAGAUAUGCCUCAUUGGAUUAAGUGAUAUUACAGAAGUAUUAAUAUACAUCAUCAAAUUAAUAGUGACCUUGUUCUAAAUACUUAAAAAAAUUACACAAUAAAACACAAUUCAGUGUA